CCUCCCCAAUCGCGGCGUCGCUCCCGGAGAUGAUUUUGGGGCUGUUGAUUUUUUGGGGGGUCCUUCCCCCCCCCGCCGCCCCCCAGCCGCGCUUCUCGCCCGAGGCCUGGCUGCAGCAGUACGGGUACCUGCCCCCCGGGGACCUGCGCUCGCGGCCGCGCUCGGCGCCGGCGUCGCUCUCGGCGGCUCUGGCGGCCAUGCAGAGGUUCUACGGCCUCCCCGUCACCGGCACCGCCGACGCCGAGACCCUGCGGGCCAUGCUCCGCCCCCGCUGCGGCGUCCCGGAUAAAUUCGGGCCUCAGGUGAAGGCUCAGGUGAGGCGGCGCCGCUUCGCCCUGCAGGGACAGCGCUGGGAGCAGCCCGAGAUCACCUACAGCAUCCAGAACUACACGCCCAAGGUGGGCGAGGCCGGCACCCGCUCCGCCAUCCGCCGCGCCUUCCAGGCCUGGGCCUCGGCGGCGCCGGCGCUGCGCUUCCGGGAGGUUCCGUACGGGCGGAUCCGCUCCGGCGCCGCUCCCGGCGCCGACAUCAUGGUGAUGUUCGCCGAGGGCUUCCACGGCGACGCGGCGCCCUUCGACGGGCCCGGCGGGUUCCUGGCGCACGCCUACUUCCCCGGGCCCAACAUCGGUGGAGACGCGCACUUCGAUGGCGCCGAGCCGUGGACGGGACGAGGGGAUGAUCUGAGUGGGAACGACCUGUUCCUGGUGGCCGUGCACGAGCUGGGCCAUUCCCUGGGCCUGGAACAUUCCAGCGACCCCUCGGCCAUCAUGGCGCCCUUCUACCAAUGGAUGGACACCGAGGACUUCCAGCUGCCCGAGGACGACCGGCGCGGCAUCCAGCAGCUCUACGGUGAGGGGGGGGGGGGAAAGCUCCUCCUCCGGCCCCUCCCCCCGCCCCUCCCCCCCCCCUCAGGCCCCGCCCCUCCCCCCCCGGGCCCCCCCUACGGGCCCCGAAUUUGCGACGGCGGCUUCGACACCGUGGCCAUGCUCCGGGGAGAGAUGUUCGUCUUCAAGGAGCGCUGGUUCUGGCGGCUGCGCGGGGGGCAGCUGAUGCCGGGGUACCCGCUGCCCAUCGGCCACUUCUGGGCCGGGCUCCCCCCGAGCAUCGACGCCGCCUACGAGAGGAGCGACGGGAAAUUCGUCUUCUUUAAAGGCUCCCGGCACUGGGUGUUCGACGAGGGCGUCCUGGCCCCCGGUUACCCCCGACCUCUGUCCGAGCUCGGCCGCGGCGUCCCCAGCGACCGCCUGGACGCCGCCCUGCUCUGGCUGCCCAGCGGCCACACCUACCUCUUCCGGGGGGACAAGUAUUACCGCUUCAACGAGGCCCUGGGGGCUGUGGACCCCGACUACCCCAAGAGCAUCGAAGUUUGGGGGGUCCCCCCGGGCCCCCGCGGAGCUUUUAUGGGCCCCGACGAGGCCUUCACCUACUUCUACCGCUCCCACCUGUACUGGAAAUUCGACAACUCCGCCCUGCGCCCCCUGCCGGGCCACCCCAAAUCCGCGCUCCGUGAUUGGCUGAACUGCCCCUCCCCGGCCCCGCCCACUCCUCCGAUUGGUCGGGACGACGCUGAGGUCAUCGUCAUCGCGCUGGGGGCGGGGCCGGGGGCGCUGGCGGCCCCGCUGGCCCUGCUGGGAUUGGCCGGGCUGCUGGGGGGCGGGGCUUGGCUCUGGCGGCGGCGGGGCGGGGCCGCGCACGCCCACCUGCGCAGGUGCCAGCGGUCAUUGCUGCCCAGGGUCUAGGACACGCCCAAUUUGCAUGGACACGCCCCUUUGUCAUUAGACACGCCCAGGGGGCGGGGACAUGCCUAUUUUGCAUGGACACGCCCACCUGGACACUCCCCUUUGUCAUUAGACACGCCCACCUGACUUACCUGGACACGCCCACUUUGCAUAGACACGCCCACCUGACAUGCCCCUUUGUCACCUGGACACACCCCUUUGUUAUUAGACACGCCCACUUUGCAUAGACACGCCCAAUUUGCAUAGACACGCCCA
Molecule: messenger RNA, 1994 nt
Organism: Taeniopygia guttata (zebra finch)
Lineage: Eukaryota; Metazoa; Chordata; Aves; Passeriformes; Estrildidae
Source: RefSeq, a predicted model, not a curated record